Pyrus x bretschneideri (Chinese white pear) is the source of this 1828-nucleotide messenger RNA. RefSeq names its product microfibrillar-associated protein 1. The record is from RefSeq and is a predicted model, not a curated record. Gene Ontology annotation, cellular component: U2-type spliceosomal complex. Bases 338 to 1624 code for a protein of 428 amino acids. Gene Ontology annotation, biological process: mRNA splicing, via spliceosome. Gene Ontology annotation, molecular function: RNA binding. The transcript has 3 exons. Lineage: Eukaryota; Viridiplantae; Streptophyta; Magnoliopsida; Rosales; Rosaceae.
CUCUUUGAUCGUGUUCUCUUGUUUCUCUUCGUAAUUUCUAUGAUUUUUUCAUUACUCUUCUGUUUUAUCUCAUCAAUUUGUUAGGGUUUUGUAUUCCUCUCUGAAUCUACGGAUUAGGGUUUUAAUUUUUUAUUAUCGCCGAACUAGGGCUUUUUGUCCAGUUUAAAUCGAUUAUCUUCAACCGAAAUUAUCACCGCUUAAGCGUUGCUUGCUGUUGAAAUUCAGUUUGUAAUCGAGAUUAAGAAAUUUGCUUGGUAGGAGUUGAAAGAGCGAAGGAUAUAGAGUUUUCUGCUGGUACGUUGAGUCUUUUACGCCCGGGUGUUUAUAAAGCGCAAAAAUGUCGGUAACAGCAGGUGUAAGCGAUACUGUUAUUGCAGUAAGGGAUAAGCUCAGAGGUAAAAUUGGGCAAACUAAGGUUAAAAGGUAUUGGCCUGGAAAAGCUCCGGAGUGGGCAGAUGAUGCCGACGAAGAUGGGGAGUUUAAGAUGUCCAAGGCAGCUGCUUUUCCCACUCAUGAUUCUGACGUUGUUAGGAAAGAUGAUCCUAGACUGCGUCGUUUGGCUGAGAGCAGGAUAGAUAAUCGUGAGGAUGUUAGAGCUGACCAUAGGCGUAUUCGGCAAGCUGAGAUUGUUUCAACAAUUGAAGAGGAGGCCAGGAGGCAGGAAGGGUUGGAAGCAGAGGAAGAGGAUGCAGAUGCCCAGGAAGAAAGAAGAAGAAAGAUUAGGGAGAGGUUGCUUCAGAGGGAGCAAGAAGAAGAAGAACUACUUCCCUCCGAAGAUGAGGAAGAGGUACAGGAAGAGGAGGAAGAGGAAUCUGAGUAUGACACUGACUCGGACGAAGAGCUUACUGGUAUGGUGAUGCUAAAGCCUGUCUUUGUUCCCAAGUCGGAGAGAGAUACUAUUGCUGAGCGUGAGCGACUUGAGGCCGAAGAACGGGCCCUUGAGGAAUCAAGGAAGAAGAAAUUGGAGGAAAGGAAGAGAGAGACAAAGCAGAUUGUGGUUGAGGAGAUUCGGAAGGAUGAAGAGAUUCAGAAGGGUUUGGAAUUGGAAGCAAAUAUUGAAGAUAUUGAUACUGAUGAUGAACUAAACGAGGCAGAGGAGUAUGAAGCUUGGAAGGCAAGAGAGAUUGCCCGAAUCAAAAGGGAUAGGGAGGAUAGGGAAGCAAUGUUAAAGGAAAAGGAAGAGAUUGAAAGGGUCAGAAACAUGACAGAGGAAGAGAGGAGGGAGUGGGAGAGAAAGAAUCCAAGACCUGCACCAAGACCAAAGCAGAAGUGGAGGUUCAUGCAGAAAUAUUACCACAAAGGUGCUUUCUUCCAGUCAGAAGCUGAUGACUAUGCGGCAACGGCUGGAACAGAUGGAAUUUAUGCACGUGAUGUCUCUUCCCCUACUGGAGAAGACAAGAUGGACAAAACGAUAUUGCCCAAGGUCAUGCAGGUCAAACAUUUUGGUCGUAGUGGAAGGACGAAAUGGACCCAUCUUGUCAAUGAGGAUACCACUGAUUGGAACAAUCCGUGGACAUACAACGAUCCUCUUCGGGCAAAGUAUAAUGCUAAAAUGGCGGGAAUGAAUGCACCUAUUUCAAAACCCAAAGGAAGCAAGAAAUUGAAGGACUGGGAGUCUCGUUGAUUUCUAACUGCUGUGAGUCAUGUGCAAGAAACUAGGUUAUCUGUUCCAUCCCAUGUUUUCAUGGACGGCAAGUUUGUGGGAGAAUAUUACGCUCUCAAAUGUAUUCGUAAGUUUUUAGAAGGCCAUUUUAAAGGGAACACAUUUAUUUGUCUGCUGCCUGCUAGAGAUACUGUUUUAAUAGUACGGUUAUAGAUUUAUGCCGUC